Molecule: messenger RNA, 1396 nt
Organism: Westerdykella ornata
Lineage: Eukaryota; Fungi; Ascomycota; Dothideomycetes; Pleosporales; Sporormiaceae
Exons: 1
Coding region: 210-1076 (288 amino acids)
Source: RefSeq, a predicted model, not a curated record
GCCGUGAUGCGUUUUUUCCUGGCAGCAGCGGCAGCAGGAGCAGUGAAAGAAAGCAGGGUGAGCAUUCGAGUAGGUACAUAGUAAAUCGUUGUCCUGACUUUGCGCGAAGGGGAGACGAGCAACCAGGCGGUUCGAGACCCCCUUAGCAGCCGUUGAGAUGAAAAGAGGUUCCCCCUUGACUCGUAACCGAUCGUCCGGACCGCUCAGAAAUGGAGUGGGUGGCCGUGCAGCCCCUCUUCCCACUGUUUCGGGAUGGGAUGGGAUGGGUCAAACUCUGUCGACACCGCCAAUCAGAGGCUCUAUUCCCAUCCACAUCGCAAUCGCGCGUGCCGAGGCCUGUCAGCUUUUGGCCGCCCAACCCCCAAACAGGUCAUCUCUGGCGAGAGAACCUGAUGAACAGACGACCGACGAGAGCUGCCCGCUGGCUCGAAGCGUCACCGUUUGUUUGGCGCCGGUUCAGAGCCACAAACUCUCCCAGAGCUGGGAACAAUACCCGCCAAGCCAAGCCCGGUGGCAUCGGAUAUAUAUCAAUAACAGGAUCCCAUCCUCUGCUUUGUCGUCUCCGGUCGCUCGCUGGACAUGCCUCCGUAGACUCUGCGUGCACUCUAUCUCACACCGGCCGUGGUCGUAUUGUCCCGCAGUUGCGCAGCAAAAAUAGAAAUCCCCGUCUCACGGCAGAGCGCCGCUGGCCGUGCAAACCCUUCCCCCACGCGAGAGCCUGCAGUCGCGGAGAGAGCGCAAUUCAGGCAAAAUGCGAACCUGGUCGCGGACAAUAUCAUCAGCCUCCUGCUGCUCCUCGCCGGCCUGGCUCCGUGGUCAUUUGUAUUCCCAGGGACUGGGCUCCUCAUCAGCCUGCCUGUGGCGCAACCAUCUGGGGUUCGACCGUCCAUUCCGACGCGCUGGCCCUUCUCGCUUGUUUUGCCCGUUUCCAGCACACCCGGACCCAGUCGACUGGGGCAGCGUUGGACUCCGACCAAAGCGAGGAACGGCUCGCCGCCAGCAAGCCAUCAAGCACGCACAUGCAACCCGAGUCAGCGCCCUGCAACACCUGCGUCUCUGAACCCUUUGCACGGUAAGUAGACGUAUCGACCGCUUGGGAUACAUUGCUCGAAUGGGCGUCUCCUGCAGUACCGCCUCGUGGUCGUCCUCGAAUUUCCCACAAAGGCCCCAUUCCUCUUCGGGCCCGGACCAAACGUUGGCUUUGCUCCAAGAGAGCCAAAUGAGGACUGAGCCCUUGGCGGGACCCCCUGAGCCUCUGCGGACACUACCGCUGGUAGCGCUGCCAUAAAAUAAUCACCAACCCAGCAGUCUGUGCUGUUGCCGACACCUGGGCAGGGAAGUUCGCAAUAGCUGCUGCGAAGGGGAUAGCGUCUCGUGACCAAAAUGGCUUCCGAUG